This is a messenger RNA of Alternaria burnsii, 2448 nucleotides long. RefSeq lists its product as uncharacterized. NCBI's taxonomy places the organism in Eukaryota, Fungi, Ascomycota, Dothideomycetes, Pleosporales, Pleosporaceae. The transcript has 2 exons. The record is from RefSeq and is a predicted model, not a curated record. The coding region runs from base 1 to 2448 and encodes 815 amino acids.
AUGACGGACUUUACGAAGCUGCCGCUGCAGGAGAAGGUCGAUGAUAUCAAGCUCGACGAGCUCCUUAGAAAACUGCACAGAAACGAUUCCAUCUCGCCAUCCUUAGUUACGACAAUUGCGAAGCAUGCAUCGGCCCUCAGUGAGAGUAUCUGCACCGACUACCAUACGCUGAACGCCAUACUUCUCCGAAACGAAAGCAUGAUACGGAAACGGUGGAUCAAGAAGUCUGUUGCUCAACGGCGCGAUAUUUUGCUGGAAGCAUGGCCAAACAUGCCAGAGAUGCAUCGCCCAGACUAUGCCGAUGUUGUCAACAUCUUCAACAAGUCUCACGAUCCAGCGCGCCUCAAAGAAGCCUUGGUCACAAAAGACAAAGAAGGAGUACCUUCAGAUGCUAAGAUGUGGCCUUUCAUAAACCUGGAGGACCUGUUGAAGCCGAAAUGUCUGCUGAUAUUUCUCAACGCUCGUGGUCGAAACGUUCCCUUGAUUUUUGCACCCACCGAAGAGGAGUUCAGUCCGCUGGCACGGAUGUCACCAUGCGGUCCUGAGCCAGAGCUUGUGAAGUAUCUACUCCAAUUCUCUAACGAUCCGAAUCCUACAGUUUAUGGACGGGUCAACCCUGUAACCAAACCUAUAGACGACUAUGUUGCUGACAAGAACGGCUAUGAAUACUGUGCUCGAAUCGGUCUACAGACUCUCCAUAUACAACAACGGAUCUUGAAGUUCUUGGUCACCUGCAGUAAGCUUAUCUUGCACGACUAUACUGAGGAUCUGCUGCUUCAUGGUCCUGUCCAAGUCGAGCCGCCAUUCGCCGAUCUCGAUGUUCGAGGCGACAUCGGAUAUACGACCUUCGCCGAUACACUCGCUAUCGCACCCUAUCGGAACAGGGCAUCCCUCGACUUGACCAGGCUACGUGCAUACUUCAACGCCUUACGCACGAACGCCAGAGACCAUAUCUUAGCAUUGCGCGAGGAUCCUUCUUACUUUGCGGAAGUCUUUAUGGAUAUUGCCGAUCAUACUAUGAAAAUGGCGCACAAUGUGAAUGGGCAAGUUCAUCCAGCUUUAGGCGGCACUGAGUUUCUUAUGGUAAAAGCACGAGAGGUCGUCAUUGAGGCAUACACUAUGUUCGUCGCUUGGGAAGAGUUGUAUCGAAUCGUGGACAAGCUCGCAGAAACCUCCCGGGAAGAUUGUAAAGACCGCUUCUCAUCUCUUAUGAGCGAGCUUGACUGCAGAGCUCGCAAGACAUCAAGGCUGUUGUAUCCUAUGCUUUCUGGCUAUGCUGCUUGCGCACCCAACAUGCGAAAAUUCUGUUUUCGUCAGGACGACUCGGAAGCCGUUGGAAGCGUCGUACUCAUCCCUUCGAGAAUUAAGACCUUCGAGGAAUUCCGUGUGGUAUCGUCGUUCUUGUGUUUAGCACAAAAGUCUGAUGCUGUUCUCUCGGACGCAACCCUAUAUCAUCUGUUGGAUGAUAUGGCUACCCUCUUUAGGACUAGCGACACCGCAAGGAACUUGAUGUCGGCUCGUGUCUCGGAGCUCUUUGCGCAUAUGUCUGUAGUUGGAGAGUGUAUUAUGCAGCACUCAGUGUGGUGCGAUACGCCACAGGCCUACGAAAUCGAAAAGGAUGCACCACACUCUCAUGACGAAGAAUUUCUCGAGUGGUUAUAUCACCUGGAUCAAUGCCAGCUUCCGGUACAUUCCAUCAAUCCUUUUCGUGGCAAGCUGGCGUAUCCUGCCCAUAAAAUCCGUAACAGGAGCAACGUUCAGAGUAUGCGUACGGCUGAAGCGAAUCUCGACAAAUUCUGGGAGCAUGUCGACACGUUCUACGAGCAGAAGACUGGAGUCUCGCAGCAUGAAGUCAUACGUCGGUGUAUCUUGGAUGGUGGAAAGAUGCAACGGACUCCGCCUUGGAAGGAGCCUUUGGGUAUGAGACCAAAGCCAGCGGAGCACCUGGAGUAUGUUUAUCAGCCCUUUUCAACAAUCUUCCACAACAAGACUAUGCAGAUCACAGGAGCCUUUGACCGGCUAGCUAUCGAAGAGAAGAAGAAGCCAAAGACGAAAGGCGUUACAAACAUCCCCAUGAUUGAUCAACCUGCCGACCAUGCUCCGCCCGCUAUCGAAGAAACAUCUAAGCAGACCUUUGCCUUGGAUAAGCGUGCGUACAGGACAAUGAAAGCACUUUUUCACGUCACUUUGUCUGACAACGAAGAGUUCCCCAAGGCCAUCAAGUGGGACGAGUUCAAGCGCGCUAUGGUACGCAUCGGCUUUGCUGCGGAGAAGCUGCAAGGUUCCGCUUGGCAGUUCACACCCUGUGAAGCCCUUGAUGUCGAUCGUGGCAUUCAUUUCCACGAACCACAUCCUGACAGCGACAUUCCGUACAUCAUGGCAAGACGGUUCGGACGGAGGCUUGGGCGGGUGUAUGGCUGGCGGAGCGAGAUGUUCAGGCUGUCUUGA